Diachasma alloeum is the source of this 3517-nucleotide messenger RNA. RefSeq lists its product as uncharacterized. Bases 1251 to 1991 code for a protein of 246 amino acids. The transcript is spliced from 3 exons. The record is from RefSeq and is a predicted model, not a curated record. Gene Ontology annotation, molecular function: sequence-specific DNA binding. Lineage: Eukaryota; Metazoa; Arthropoda; Insecta; Hymenoptera; Braconidae.
ACCUGAGAGAAAUAUCCGACGGAUUUUGAAGAUCAAGUGACAUUCAAUGGAUUACUCUUGGGUUUUAUAUCUGGCCGAAAACUUACUUAUGACCUAAUUUUUUCCACUUUUCAUCACAUGUGUAACAGCUAUUUAGUUUAAAACACCAUUGCAAAGCUGUAGGAAGGUUAUUAAAAAAUAGGGCGGUAUUAUCAGUAGUAAUACCCCAAGACCUUAAAAGUGACUGGGUAUUUCCCGAAAACUUCGUGAUUGAUCAUUCAUAUGGAUAUAUCAGGUUCCGCAAGUUGAAAAAAUUUCGAGAUAACGUGAUAUUGUUGUUUUUAUACAUAAACGGUAGAGGGAAAUAUUUGAUUUAUUUUUAAGUCGAAAGGUUGUUUGUCAUCAUUUUUUGUUUUAAUUAGAAUCUCGGUCAAGAGAAUGUCUGCGACUAUUUUCUUGAUUGCCAAUGAUGAUGGGAAACAUCCGACAAAUUUAUUCUGCUGGUUAAUUUUCUACGAGAAAAGAUAAUUGUGAAACAUCCAGGCAAUAUUUCUCCAUGUUUUUUAUCAUUCAGCUGUUGAGAUGUCGAACAGAAUAAUACGAUAAUGAAACAUAAAAUAACUCUCUACGGCUGCUCUGAAAUUACUCAUCACACUACCGCAUCUUCUCACCACGAUUUUUGUACAGGACAGUAAGUUUCUUUGGAGGUUUCCGAAAAUCGUUGGUCCAGCAGAAUCCUUUAUUCUACGGUAGGCGUAGAGUUUCAGGAUUUCCAGGACUUCGAUGCCAAUUAUUGGUAUUUUUGUAUCUGGAAUCUCGAGUUGGAGUCUUUGCAUAAAAACACCAUUUGAUUCUUUAAAAUAAGUUUAGCAGACAAGAAACUACAAAGAUUGUUAGAAAAAAUAGGUUGAGGAGUUGUAACGGAAUUUUCCACCUGGGACUGGAAAACCACGUUAACUCGCCCAUUUCCCCUAGACUGAGAAAACUCGAAAAAAAAAAGUUAUCGACGGGCGCCAGCCGUCCUUUGACCUCGGAGACGACAAACCGGAUAAACGAACCUCAAACGAAAUACAAAACGAAGGAACGAGAAAAUAACCAUUAAUCCGGGGGGUCCAACUUCAUUAUUGGGGAUGUCAAAAGUGUUUCCACAGCGCUAUACCCAGCAAAACGGACUGAUUCGGAACUACUCUAAGGCGAAAUAGCCAACGUCACGUCCUAGUUUGUAACCACCUUCACUUUAAAACAAAGUGAACUUAAUUUUACUCAUAAAAAUGACUAUAAAUGUUUAUAAAAAAAAUGCUCGAAGAGUCUGCUGUGUGCCAAACUGUAGAAUUAAAGAUAAAUCAAAUUUGAGCUUUCACAAUUUCCCAUCCGAUGCGGCCUUGCGGAACAAGUGGAUGGAGGUAUUGAAAAUCGACAGGCCUCAUGACCGAGAAAUGAGAGUUUGCAGUUUGCAUUUUUCUGCAGAUAACUUUACGAAACGAGCUAUGCGCGAAGGUUGUCAACCUCCUAGGAAGAAGUUGAAAACUGGUGUCAUACCAUGUUUUCAUCAACCAACAGAGAAGUCAUCAGGGUUUACUGAAGACCGAGUUCGAUCUAAUUGUGAAAUACAUACAGAUGAUAACCCAGAAAGUGUUCCACCGUUGACACAAGAAGCCAGUGUUGUCGGCGGAUAUGUUUCCACUCGAUGUAAUGCAUGUGUUCAAGUGGAUAUUCAACCCGUUAAAUUUGAUGCGGAGGUUCAAGUCUGUAAUCCAAGUCGUGAUGUAGCGGUACAAGUACAAUUCGAUAAGUUGGAUGUUGCGGUCCAAACGGUUAUUCCACAAACACGAGUUGACAAGAAGAUACAAACUGAUCGUUCAGUGGUUGAUGAAGUUAUUGGGAACGAGGAGCAACUAAAGGCAUUCACUGGUCUGCAUUCGUUUGCCUUGUUGACGUCUCUCAUCAUCUGUGUUAGAGAAUUGAAGAAGAGAAUGGGAGAAAAUUUGAAUGAUCGCCUCGAUAUAAGAUAGAAAAUCCUGUUAGUAUUUAUCAAAUUGAAAUGGAAUUUGUCAUAUGUUGCAUUGUCUGCAAUAUUCAAAAUUUCAAAGCUGUAAAAAUUAUUUUCAAGCUACUCUGGAAAAUUUAGCAGAUGUUUUAAUAACAGUCAUGAGGUGGCCAACUAAGGAGGAAAUAUUGGACAAUGUGCCAAAGUGCUUCCAAAAAUACUCUUCUACUAGGGUAGUUGUUGAUUGUACAGAGAUCCCCAUAGAAAAAUCGAAAUAUUUAAAAUGUCGUUUUAUGACCUAUUCACAUUGUAAAGGGAUUUAUACCGUUAAAUUCAUGAUCGGAAUUGCACCUUCAGGACUUAGAUCAUAUAUGAGUAAAUCAUUCGGCGGACGAGUAUCUGACAAACAAAUUUUUUCUAAAUCAGGAAUUUUAGAAUUGAUGACUCCUGGCAUUGAUAGUGUUAUGGCCGAUAAGGGAUUCUUAAUUGAUGUGGAAUGUGCUCGGUAUGCAAUUACGACCACCAUUUAAAAAAAAAAAGCAAUUCAGCAAGGCAGAAGCAUUAGCGACUGCACGAAUAGCAGCUGCACGUGUCCAUGUGGAAAGGGCUAUUCAAAGAGUAAAAGUUUUCAAAAUAAUGCAAGGGAUUCUCCCCCACUAUUUAGUUAAGAUGUCUGGUAAGAUAAUGACGAUAAUUUGCGGAAUAACAAAUCUGAGCAGCCCAAUUCUUGCGGAAGAUAAGUUUUAAUUAGCUAUGUUGUCAAUAGAAUGUUUCAUUUUGCCUCGAUUUCCCCUUUCUAACAGCAACAUGUUCAUCAUUUUAAACAUUUAUCUAUAUAGAAUUAAAGAGGCAAUAAAAAUAUUUCUAGAAGAUGACCCAUUGUUUAUUGAAUUGAAAAAGAAAAAAAAACAUGCUAUCAGAAAUUAUGCACACUCAAUACGACCCAUCAAUUGCUCAUAACAACAUACGUUUGUUUCGAGUAAUAGUAACUGACAUGCAAAUAACAUGAUAAUGUAUAUGACAAUUCACUUGAAAUGCUUAAUUAAUUCUGGUAAGACAUGACAAAAGUAAAUUUGCUUCAAUUUUCGACACAAUACUUGAGCAUACUCCUCAUUAAACGGAAUUUGCAAAACAAGGCCAGUAUCGUUAAAUGAACUGCAGAUAACAAAUUCACAUUGAGGUAAAUUUAGAAGAAACAUGCCAAGCUGAAUUUGUGCAAAAUAUUUAUGAUUUGCCUUCAAGUAAAUUUUUCCUGUCUCGGUAACACGAAUAUAAUUUAAUUUCUUCGACGAUACGACAUCCGUGGCUGACUUGUGCUUUCCUUCUUGAGGACAUUUGAUCUCUAGCAAACAAUUAUCGCUAAGAACCACACCGUCAGCGCUAUACAACCACGGCAUGCUGGGAUGAAUGAAAAGCCCUAAUGUUUGUACGUCUUUCUUUGUUUUUUUCUCGUAUUCCUCACGACAUUUUGGUUCAGUUAGUGUACCGUGACGCAUAGCUGGAGUCGCCUUAAAUGACGAGAAUAAAAGAUUAUUAAUUUUCUUUGGCCAA